Daucus carota subsp. sativus is the source of this 1703-nucleotide messenger RNA. RefSeq names its product 7-deoxyloganetin glucosyltransferase. The record is from RefSeq and is a predicted model, not a curated record. The coding region runs from base 53 to 1507 and encodes 484 amino acids. Gene Ontology annotation, molecular function: quercetin 3-O-glucosyltransferase activity; quercetin 7-O-glucosyltransferase activity. The transcript is spliced from 2 exons. Lineage: Eukaryota; Viridiplantae; Streptophyta; Magnoliopsida; Apiales; Apiaceae.
GUAAUUGCAUUCUGCGUCAUACUAACAGAAAAAACUCAAGAAAGAAUUAGCUAUGAAUUCACAAAAUACAGCGGCAGAAAAGCAGGCUCAUGUAGUUUGCAUACCUGCCCCAACACAAAGUCAUAUCAAAGCAAUGCUGAAAAUGGCAAAGCUCCUUCACAGCAAAGGCUGUUUCAUUACAUUUGUGAAUACAGAGUUCAAUCACAGACGCUUGGUCAGAUCAGGAGGUCUUGGAUCUCUUGAAGGCCUGCCUGGUUUCGAAUUUGUGACCAUCCCUGAUGGCCUCCCUCCGUCUGAUGCGGAUGCCACCCAAGACGUAAUGGCACUUUCUCAUGGCAUUAUAGAGAACAACAUGCUGCCUCCAUUUCAGACACUUCUUUCGAAGCUCAAUGCUGGAGUCCAUCCAGCUGAUUCGAUUCUCUCGGAUGGUUUCAUGCCAUUCACAACCGAUGUUGCUCAUUCUCUUGGAAUUCCUGUCGUUUUGCUGUGGACGAUUCCUGCUUGUGCAUUUAUGGGAUUUUAUCAAUUCAAGAAUUGCCUUGAUAGAGGCCUUGUACCAUUUAAAGAUGAGAGCUAUCUAACAAAUGGAUAUCUAGACACCAUUGUAGAGGGGAUCCCAGGAAUGCCAGAUAUUCGUCUGAGGGACCUUCCAAGUCAGAUCAGAAUCAUGGAUUCGAAUGAUUUUAUGUUCUACUUUUUUAUGGAAUGUGCUCAGAGAGCAAAGAAUGGUACGGCACUUGUUUUUCAUACCUUCGAUGAUUUGGAACAAGAUCUUGUAAACAUCCUCUCAUCUAUGUUUCCCAAAGUAUACACAAUAGGCCCGCAACAGAUGCUCCUCAACCAAAUCCCAUUAGAUCAGAAAGAGGGUCUGAAGAGCAUUGGAUAUAAUCUUUGGGAAGAGGAAAAAACAUGUCUUCAAUGGCUAGAUUCUAAAGAAACUGAUUCUGUUGUUUAUGUGAACUUUGGAAGCAUAACAGUCAUGUAUGCAGAGCAGCUUAAGGAGUUUGGCUGGGGGCUUGCCAAUAGCAACUUCUGCUUCUUGUGGAUAAUCAGGCCCGACCUGAUCGUGGGUGAAUCCACAAAUAGUAAUACAUUGGGAGUUGAAUUUAUGGAUGCCAUCAAGGGCAGAGGCUUCAUAGCAAGUUGGUGUCCACAGGAAGAUGUCCUCAACCACGCGUCUGUGGGAGGCUUCUUGACACAUGGAGGCUGGAACUCAAUUAUCGAGAGCCUAUCCGCUGGAGUGCCAAUGCUCUGUUGGCCUUUCUUUGCGGAUCAAACAACAAACUGCAAGUUCUUGUGUGACAAAUGGGAGUGUGGACCGGAGAUCCCUAAUAACGUCAAGCGAGACGAUGUGGAGAAGCUUGUCAGACUACUUAUGGAAGGAGUUGAGGGUAAGAAAAUGAGAGAAAAGGCCAUGGAGUGGAAGAAUUUGGCAGAGAAGGCCUGUGGACCUAAUGGCUCUUCUUCUCAGAAUUUGGAUAAACUUGUUCAUCUUUUGAAGAACUAGAAUGAAUCCACCAAGUUGAUCAAAUUAUUUCUCAGCUUUUGCAUGUUCCUUAAGAUUAGCUUAUGCUUACUCUGCUAACGUUCAUUGUUGUAACAAUUUGUGAGAGCUUUCUUUGUUUAAGAUUCAGGUUUUAAUAUUCAACUAAAUUCGAUUUGUUUUGUGAAAUAAAACUUUCAAGAAUCGAUUUGAGUGCAAA